Mercenaria mercenaria is the source of this 3766-nucleotide messenger RNA. RefSeq names its product DNA mismatch repair protein Msh3-like. The record is from RefSeq and is a predicted model, not a curated record. NCBI's taxonomy places the organism in Eukaryota, Metazoa, Mollusca, Bivalvia, Venerida, Veneridae. The transcript is spliced from 21 exons. Gene Ontology annotation, cellular component: nucleus. Gene Ontology annotation, molecular function: ATP binding; ATP-dependent DNA damage sensor activity; mismatched DNA binding. Gene Ontology annotation, biological process: mitotic recombination; mismatch repair. Bases 156 to 3407 code for a protein of 1083 amino acids.
UAAUAUUUGUUUCCGGUUCCGGUAUUAAAAAAUUCCGCGAAGUUGUAAAAUGCUGAAUCGGUUAAAUAAGGCAUUAUACAGCAUAAGUUAGAUAUUCUGUUUAACAAUCUGUUAAACGUGAGUUAUUGUUAGGUGAAAGAAUCCGCUUACUCAUUAUGUCAGCCAACAGAUUUGUUAAAUUUAGAAAGAACAAAAUUGCACCGCAGUCGCACAGUACCCGAAAGCUAGAUAAAAGCGACUCUCAGACAACAAUUUCAAAGUUUUUCUCUUCAAACACAAAAAGAAAAGACAGAGAUGAGACAGAAACUGACUGUGUAGUUGUGAUAGAUGAUAGCAUUACAGAUACUGAAAAACAGAUUCUUGAAGUACCAUUAAAGAAGAAAGCAAAGCUUGAUGCCAAACCAACUGAUGAGGCGAGUGACUCUCCUGAUGUCAGGUCCCCACAACACAGUCCAAUUAUUGCAAGGGUAAAGCACAAGUUGCAGAGCUUUUCUGCUGUUGAUCUAGAUAGUACAAAAACUGCAGAUAUAGAAAGUUUUGAUUUCAACGUGUUAAAAAGAGAAAGUGCUACUAGAUUGUCAGAUGUCAGUUCGUUGAAAGAAGUAGAGGAAAUUGUUACUAAUGAAAUCUCUCAGGACACUGAAGAGCAGGAUGUUGAAAAAACAGAAACAUUGGUGAAAAAAAAAAGUAAAUUUUCCGCAGUAAAAAUUGAUAAGGGCAAAAAACCAUCAAGGUCAAAAUCCUCGGGGAGUUUGACAGUAAAAUAUACACCAUUAGAACAACAGUAUGUAGAGUUUAGAGACAAAUACAGGGAUGCUGUCCUGUUUAUUGAAUGUGGAUACAAGUACAGGUUUUUUGGAAAAGAUGCAGAGAUAGCUGCAAAGGUGUUGAAAAUCUAUGCUCAUCACGAUCACAACUUCCUCACCGCCAGUAUACCCGUACACAGACUGUUUGUUCAUGUGAGCAGGAUAGUUUCAGCAGGAUAUAAGGUUGGAGUUGUGCAACAGACAGAAACUGCAGCACUUAAGGCAGCUGGUAGUAAUAAAAAUGCGCCAUUCACCCGACAGCUGACAGCUUUAUAUACCAAAUCUACAAUGAUUGGAGAAGAUGUUGACAGAACAUCUGGAGAUGUAGGUGACAGUACUGUGCCAGUUUCCACGGUAACCAGCUAUCUGAUGUGUGUCUGUGAACAUGAGGCACCAAAGGGAGAACAGAAAACCCCUGUUGGAAUCUUGGCAGUACAGCCGUCCACUGGUGAUAUUAUAUAUGACAGCUUUGAUGACACGGGUCCACGUCCUGAGCUGGAAACCAGGCUGACCCAUAUACAGCCAGCAGAAAUCAUCUUACCUUCUAAUGUUUCCAUGGAAACCGAAAAGUUGUUGACUGGCUUUCAGACUGUAUGUUACCAUGGAGAUGAUAGAAUGAGAAUAGAGAAAAUAGACUCUUCAGUGUGUGGGUUUAGUGAAGCAUUUACACGAGUAUCUGAGUUCUACCGGCAAAAUUCUACCUCUGAUUCCAGUGAUAUACAGACAGUGAUAAACUUACCUCAGCCUGUAAUAUGUUGUUUGUCAGCUCUCAUUUUCUACCUGCAAGAUUUCAAACUCGACAGAAUACUCCUGGAAGUUAGCAAUUUUAGCCAGUUUUCCACCAAGACUACCUAUAUGCAGCUAGACAGUUGCACAGUGAGAAACCUGGAACUAUUUUACAAUGUAACUAAUCAAGGAGAGCAUGGUUCCCUGUACUGGGUUAUAAAUCAAACAGUUACACCAGCUGGAGCCCGGCAGCUCAAAAGAUGGCUCUCAAAGCCUUUGUUAUCUCACAGUGAGAUAAAAUUACGUCAAGAGGCAGUAUCUGAUAUUGUAGAAGGAAAUUUUCCAGACGUACAAAAACUGAGGGCUGUGUUGUCACGGUUACAAGAUGUAGAAAGACGCCUAGCGUCUACUUAUCAUAAAAAGUGUAGUCCUUCAGAUUUCUACAGCAUGUGUGAAGCAUUGUUGACAGUUCAUGACAAAUUUCAGCUUCAGAAAGAGGCUGCUUCCUGUCAUGUGACUUCAAAGUUACUCCUUGAAAUCAUAGAUGAAAUCCCUAACUUUUUGUCUGAUGUGAAAGAAGUUGUUGAUAUGAUUGAUGGAAAAGCAGCAAAGGAAAAUGAUAAAACUCACAUGUUCUCUGAAGAUGCACAUUUCCCCGAGGUUAUGAAUUGUAAAGAGAAGAUAACUGAGGUAACCAAGGAGAUACAAGAACAUCGGCGAUCUGUGCGUCUGACCGUACGUCAACCUGCCCUUGAGUAUUGUACAGUUCUUGGAACUGAGUUUCUUGUUGAAGUAAAAAACAGUAACAUAUCUCUUAUACCAAAAGACUGGACAAAGAUUAGCAGUACAAAGGCUGUGAGCAGAUUUCACACACCAUUUAUAGUGGAGAAAUACAAACUUCUACAGCAGUAUAGGGAGAAACUCGUGAUAGAAUCAAACAACGCUUGGAUACAGUUCCUGGAUUCAUUCUCUGAGAGGUACCAACAAUACAGAAAGGCUGUAUAUCUUCUCUCCACUCUUGAUUGUUUGUUGUCGUUUGCAACAGUUGCUCAGCAACAUGGAUAUGUCAGGCCAGAAAUUGUUGCAGAUGAAGUAUGUGUGAAUAUAGAAGGUGGACGUCAUCCUGUCAUACAAGAGCUGCUGAAUGAAAACAAACAAUAUGUUGCCAAUGAUACAUGUCUCAAUACAAGUGGUAAACAUGUGAUGAUCAUAACUGGUCCGAAUAUGGGAGGAAAGAGCUGUUAUAUCAGACAGGUGGCGGUUAUAUCCUUGCUGGCACAAAUAGGCUCCUUCGUACCAGCCAAGUCAGCAAAGCUAGGCAUACUUGAUGCCAUUUUCACAAGAAUGGGAGCAGCAGACGAUAUUUACCAUGGACGGAGUACAUUUAUGGUAGAGUUACAAGAAGCAGCUGAUAUCAUGGCCAAGGCCACAUCAAGGUCGUUAGUGAUUCUGGAUGAACUUGGCAGAGGGACAAGUACACAUGAUGGUGUGGCCAUUGCUCAUGCUGUGCUCAACUUCUUUAUUAACCAGCCAAGAUGUAUGACCCUGUUUGUAACACACUAUCCAUCAUUAGCAGAGUUUGAGACAAUUUACCCAGACAAAGUGGGAAACUACCACAUGUCAUUCCUGUUGAAUGACGAGAAUACAGGGUCAGAUGACCAAGAGCAGAUAACUUUCCUAUAUGAGUUGGUGCAGGGAGUGGCAGCAAGAAGUUAUGGCCUUAAUGUUGCUAGGUUGGCCAACAUACCUGAACAUAUUGUAAAAGUGGCAUCAGUGAAGUCACACGAUAUGGAGAACACUGAACAGUUGCACAGGAGGAAGCCGUCCAGCUGGCAUACAGAAGGUUGGCAGUUCUAUCCAGAUGCCAGACUGUAAGGAAAUUAUGCAGGGAGGUGCACUAGGGUUUUCGUGCAACAUCAAAGGUCUCCAUAUGGCCUAUACCGGAAUUGUGUCAGUGACAUUACUACCAACCAACCAUCAGCUAUACAGCUGGCAAUCAUAGUUCACUCCCAUGUUGCUACUGAAAUCCACACUGGGGUUCAGUGCUUGGUGAAUUCUUAAAUUGGUACGGUUUCCAACAACAAUCCAUCAAGACUAUAUGCUGGGGAUGCAACUAUGACACCUGGCUCAGCUGGAAGUUCCAAGUGGGGACUUGAGUUGAUACCCAUGUUUAAAGGAGAAAUCUUUACUUUUAAUACUCUAAAUUCAAACCACUUUAGACUUCAAGUGACCUC